Molecule: messenger RNA, 615 nt
Organism: Balaenoptera ricei (Rice's whale)
Lineage: Eukaryota; Metazoa; Chordata; Mammalia; Artiodactyla; Balaenopteridae
Gene: IQCF2
Product: IQ motif containing F2
Exons: 4
Coding region: 1-489 (162 amino acids)
Molecular function (GO): calmodulin binding
Source: RefSeq, a predicted model, not a curated record
AUGGGGGUUCGAUUUUGUACAGACGGCAAUUUAAUUUUAAUUGUGGUUGAGGAUUCCGAAGAAGAAAUUAGGUUGAAGCAGAAGCAGCAGCAGCAGAAAAAAGAGAAAAAUAUAAAAGAAAGAAUAAAAGCAGCCAAGAAGAUUCAGGCCUGGUGGCGUGGCACCCUAGUACGCCAGACAUUGUUACACGCAGCCCUCAGGGCCUGGAUCAUUCAGUGCUGGUGGAGACUGACAAUGGACAGGCUGCGGCAGAAGAAGCGGAGGGCAGCCCUGAUUUCCUACGCACACACAGAGAGGGCAGUGGUCAAGCUCCAGUCUUUGGUCCGUAUGUGGCGCAUCCACUGGCGAUACUGCCAGGUGCUCAACGCCAUUUACAUCAUCCAGUACCACUGGCAAUGCCACAACUGCCAGACCUGUGCUCUUCUCCGGGGCCACUGUGUAGUCACAGCCACUCACCUGCAGUUCCACAUUGAAAUCAUCAACCCCUAAGGGAUGGCAAGAAGCGGCACUGUCUCCUGUCCUCAGUAAAGGUCUAACCUGAUCUGUUGGGGAUUGACUGGGAUCUCAGAUGCCUCAGACAAGGUAUCUUUGGCAAUCACCUAGUGAAAAGACCAG